CCACUGCGCUCUGCCAGCUGGCAACCCUUUUUUUGAGUCUGGCGCAUCCGGCACAGCUGCCCGCCAUCUGGCUCCCAGCUGGCACAUUUUCCCGCUCUCCCUUUGCGCGCCGGCCCAGUGCCCUCCCCCCCAAAAGGCUCGCAGACACUGUCCUUCUCUGCUCACUUCUGGCGUCCGUCCCCUUCCCAAAUCGUUUUCCCCCCCGAAAAAAAGCUGCUCCCCCAGCCCAGCCCACUUUCACUGGCCUUUCCCCUUCCCGCCUUUUUCUUCCCUUUCCCUUUUCUUCCACACGCCCCCCAAAAACCCAAUCGUGUUCCAUCGCGACAUUUUUAUUCUUUUUUUAAUUCUUCCCGUCUUUUCUUUUAUAUCUUGCGACUAGGGGAAUAGUCUCAUCGAUAUCCCUCUUCCCUUCCUUUUUCUUUUAUUCCAUUAAUUUAUUCGCAAAAGACCGCGCUUUUUGCUCGUCGCGUCGCUAGCCUCGUCGCAAACAUCCUCCCCGACUCCCGCGUCCGCAUUUCACCCCGACAUCUUCGUCGCAUCCAUCGUCGCAAUGUCUUCUACGCGCACUCUUCCCGCCAAGAGAAACCCUCUCCUCUUGGAGAAUAUUCCUGCUUAUGAGGACCUCGUCGAACGCCGUCGCCUCGGUCAGACCAAGCUCACACCCAAGGUUGUCGACGCGGAUGCCGCCGAUGUAACGCCCACCGAUGCUUUCGACUAUGCUCACCUUCGCGCUCCCUUGAAGAAGGGCAUUGUCUCCGGCAUCUUCAAGUCCAGCCCCAACAGCUAUUUCCUGAUGCGCCGUAGCUUCGACGGUUACGUUUCCGCCACCGGCAUGUUCAAGGCUACCUUCCCCUACUCCGAGACGGUGGAAGAGGAGGCCGAGCGCAACUACAUCAAGUCGCUGCCGACCACCAGCCACGAGGAGACCGCAGGUAACAUCUGGAUCCCUCCUGCACAGGCCCUCGCCCUCGCCGAAGAGUACCAAAUCGGCAUCUGGAUCCGCGCCCUGCUCGAUCCCGCCGAGAUCCAAAACUCUAGCCAGUCUCCUUCCAAGGACAUCGCGUCGCCUCCCAAGUUUGACGUUAACAAGGCUCAGCCUCACCUUGCCGCUCCCAUCACCACCACUGGCCCUGCCGCCAAGGGUUCUCGUGCCCGCCGCUCCGUGAGCCCCAGCAAGAGCAAGAAGACGCCCGCCUCCCCCAAGAAGCGCGUCAGCAAGAAGAAGGCCGCCGAGGCCGAGGCCGCUGCUGCUGCCGCCGCCGCCGAGUCUACCGUUCCCAAGUCCGACUUUGCGCCCAACGUUGUCCUCCAGCCUAUUGCUGCCGAUGACGAAACUGUCAAGGUCCACGUCGUUGAGGAGCCCGUCAAGGGCGCCAAGAAGGAGAACAAGAAGCAGACGGUUACCGAGGUCGAGCUUCCUCUGGCAACCGCUGGCCAGCCUCCCAGCGCCGAGGAGAUCAAGCAGAUGAUGGACACCGCCGCCGAUAUGGUUAAGCAGCAGCACGAGGACGAAAAGGCCGGCAAGAAGAGCCCCGGUAAGCCCGAAUCUGCCAAGAAGACAAAGCGCAAGGCCACCGAGAUUGCCGGCCCCGAGCCUGGUGAGGAGAAGACUGCCGAGAAGACCAAGGAGCCCCGAGCAAAGAAGGCCAAGACGGACGCUGAGAUCCGCAAGGACAAGGUCCGAAACCGCGCCCUCUGGGGUAUUGGAGCCACAGUUGCCGUUGGUGCUGCUGUUCCUUGGUUGAUGAACUUUUUGUAAUGGUCGGCAGGGCACGAUAUCCUUAUAUAGUAGGUCUGCACGCGGCAGACGCGAUGGAACGGCGUACCAGUUUUUGUUUUGUGCUUGAGUUUGGUCUACCUUUGUCGUUUUUGUUUCUUGGUUUAGUUUGCGUCGCUUGUCUUACGAAAUUCCCCCUCUACACUACGUCCUCCCACCCCCGUCGUCCACUUUAUGCUGCCGCCGCGAGCUGGUUCGCUAAAGUUGAGACUAAAAAACUACAUGCUCAAUACCCCCCCGUUCUUUAUAUUAUAGUUGAUGAGGCAAAGCAAUGCCUGGCGCUGCCGAGUGUUUGUCUGCCAGGUGUUUAGGUUCCAGUUAAUAUUUUUCUUUUUUAACAAAUUGGUUAUUACAAGAUAUGAUGUGUUGAUGCCGUGUGUUCUGUAGUGUUCGUUGACUGUUGGUGUUGCAUGCUUAGAGUAUGCUACUACACAAGGUAGUUGAGCACCAAAUGUCUAUGCCAGAGAGUCUAGCGCGACUCAAUGCCGUCAAUUAAAUACCAAGAGAAGGCUCAGU
Molecule: messenger RNA, 2293 nt
Organism: [Torrubiella] hemipterigena
Lineage: Eukaryota; Fungi; Ascomycota; Sordariomycetes; Hypocreales; Clavicipitaceae
Source: the annotation of a GenBank genome assembly